AUGACUCGCAGUCGCUUUGUAUUUUUGGCUGUUAUUGUGUGCUUGACAAGAGUUUUCGCUUUUAAUUUGGAUGUAAAAGAUCCGUUCAUCUAUAAGGGCACGUCCGGGGAAUAUUUUGGAUAUACUGUUGUGCUACACAGGCAGAGAGCUGUAGGAAAUUGGUAAGUCAUAAUCUUCAAUUUGAAAAGUUUGUCGAGGUGAGUAAAGUAAUCACAUGAUACUGAAGUUCUGGUGAUCGUAAUAAAUGUUAUGGAUUUCGUUUGUUAGCUCUCCCUAACGCUUCAAUAACCAUCUCUCAAGUAGAACGUGACAGAAUGUUGAAAGAUGAACUGUUUGGAAAACCUUGAAUACUUAUCACUCGAUUACACCAACUAAGAUCGCGAUAUUUAUCAAAUCGAUUGGUUCAUUUACUUACGCUUUAUGACACUAAGAAUAAUUUGUGAGUUUAAAUGUAAUUACAAAAUGAUGAUCAUACUCCUAGGAGGAGCGAAAUUAGUUUGAAUCGUUGUAAUCUUGUAAGCGAACUCUAGUCUUAAGGCUCUAUACUUGAAAAACAUUAAAGUUUUAACGAUCUUUGUCGAGCCUGUCUUCUCAAGUGAAUUAACACUGACAGAAAACAGUUUUUCAGGACAAUAAUUGUAAUUAUAGAGAGAAGCAACAAGUGUUAGUUCUCCUGUUUGUUUUGAAUUGCCCGAUUUUGCGUAUUUGCGGCCAGGUACAACUCAGAUUUAGCUUUUUGCCUAGGAAACUUAGUUGGUUUGUGAAAACUCAAUUUUAUGAAUCGUGAUUCUGCUAAAUUGACUUAAUUUUAUGAGUUAUUCAUUUCAUGAGGUGUUGCAUGUGUCUGUGGUCACGGCUAUCAUAUCUGUAGAUUAAUGCGCAUAAAAUACAAAAGAUAACGAUAUUGACGAGUUAUUAUUUAUUCACUGAUUUCUUUCCUCAGUAAACCUCGUUAAUCUCGUCCAUUCUUUGAUAUUCGAGUCGGUAUAAAAUCACCAUGUCCAUGUGUCCAUAUAAUUCAUGCACGAUACAUUUGGAUUACUUCAUCGAGACGGUAGUAUACAAAAGGCCCCUGGCAGACUUUCAUGGAAUGAAUAAUAUGUGACCAUUUAUAGAAGUUAAAAAAUUAGAGGAGUUAUUUUGAAACAGAAGCCAAUAUUUCAACCUCUUCGCUUUUCAGCGAUUUUCCACGCUCAACCCACUAUUAAAGAUAGUUAGAAAUUUCCUGAUUCCCUAAUGCGAGGAGAAUGUAAACACAACGCCCGCGGGAAGUUAGUGGUAGAGGGAGACAACGGUAAAGAAAAGACACAAUUGAAGUUGGCGCCUUCUUUGAUUUACUAAUGAAACGUCAAUGUAUUAUUUUAAUUUCUAGGGUAAUUGUGGGUGCACCAUUUGGCAACAAAACGUCAGGAGACACUGAAAGAACUGGUUAUGGAAGUGUGUAUAAAUGCAGUUCAAAUUCGCAGUCAAAUCCAUGUCAAGUUAUAACGAUUGACAACAGCAGUAAGUACUUUCUACAUAGCCUGUGAGGAAGUCACCGUUGCUGGUGGUUUUGUGUGCCCUGUGAAACGUAGUGACAAAGCCGCUGAGGGGUUAGGAUUAGGAAAUGUGUGGGAAAUUACAUGUUUUGGUGUUUCGGUCUUCCGGUUUAUGACUGACAACUGACAACUAACAACCAUGAUCGCCUCGCGCUUUGUCGUCCGUUCCAUUCAUUCAUUCAACUUCCUUUGAAACCACGGAGAAGCUAUUCUUUAAAGAGUUUUGACAGUCAGACACUUACCAGUUCUUGAUCGUAAUUUGUAAUGCGGCUUUUGAGGAUGCGAUAUUCUCUGUAUAUAGCCUGGUACCCAGCAGUUUCAUUUUGCUAUUAUCUGUGCGCAGUCUUGGAUAAGUGAGAGCUUCUCUGUGAGGUCACGGCUCAUAGGAGGACCAAAUGUGAUUGAGCCGACAUCGUGAAGGGAUUAGUGUAGCGAAUGCACCGAUAAAUUGACAUAUUUUUAUUAUUUAACCAGUGAUAUCUGAAAUACAUGAAAAAAUGAUUUAGAUAACAGUAAUUACAAUGAUAACAAACAAGGUAAAUGAAAAUUAAACGAAGAAAGGAAAACAAGAACAUACCUGACGGUUGGGAUUCUUUUACGAAACGACGUAGAGACACUCAAGGAAUAAUUCUGACUGAUUAUUAAAUGGCGCGAAAACUAGCUGAUACCGCGCAAAGAUUGGUGACUAGCAUAUCGCUGAGAGACGUUACCACUACAAGGCUGUUAGCAUUUGAUUUACUGUAAAUCUAUUUUAACAGAUCCUUUGAUAACUUAUUGGAGAGAUGAAAAUGGCGUCACCCUUACGGCGAAUUUAGAAGAGAAAAACGGCCAGAUGCUUGGAGCAACUUUGGACAGCAUACCUACCAAAGACAACGGCGCAUUGUUGGUACGUACUGGCCAGCGUUUUGAAAGUUCUCAGAUACAACUAGCCUAGAAUCAAGUGUUGCUCUCUUUUCAGCACGAAUAAUACGAUACUUUCAAAGGAGAUGCGCUUUUCGCGUUAGUAGAAAAGGAACGUUUGAUCGUAAGUUUAAACUCAAUUUUCUUGCCCUCUCUGAGGAGUAACGGUUUAUCCCAGUCUUCAUCUUUCCAGUCCCUGCUCCGACAUGUUUUUUGUCACCUUUCUCGUACCACCCCUCCCCCCUCUUGCAUGUUACGAAGGCUAUUUUUGCUUCAUGCUAAGAAACCGAAUUUCAUAACCAGUCAAUCUAUUACUUUGUCAUCCAUGAUUCAAGUCCAUUUAAAAAAUUUGAAAAAAAAACCGACAAGCCUUAAAAUCCUUUUUAAAGUGGUGCUGUGUAGAAGCGAAAAAACCGUGAGCCAUUUCCAAAUUAGUUUCAUGUAGAGACUUCAUUCAAAAUCUCGAACAACAUCCCUGUUCGUCCGUUUAAGAUAACCUUUUUGUUUUCCUAGGCCUGUGCACCAAAGUACACUUUCCGUGGAGAGGUUGCGCGCAUUCCUGCUGACGCCAGACCUGAAGAUAGACGAAAGUUACUGUUGGGAAAAUGUUUUCUAGUCAGAAAUGACUUGUCUGGUAGAACGUCGGACGGUAUUCGGCCAUGCUAUCGCGGCGGUGAGUAUAUUUAUCAUUUGCUCAACUUAUUACAUUAGGCAUCGUUUACAGGGACGAUGGAUGACCAGAAAUUUUCACUUUAAUAAACGCUGCUUACCAAGAGUAAUGAAGAGUUAGCACAGUUCUGCUUCGCUUGAGCGAGCACGGUAAUGCGUAUAUAAAGAUAAACAACUGACCUCAUUGUUUCAGUAUGGAUUAUUUGAGACCAGAGUGUGAGCAGUGUUAUUAAGAUCAUUUUUCAUUUUUGUCCAAUUUAGACAAUGGUUUUAGCGAUCAGUACAACGCAAAUAAGGAAGGGGCGUGUGAGGCUGGAUUUAGUGCUGCUCUGUCACAGGAUGGGCUAACUGUGCUUAUGGGUGCUCCCGGGAGAUACUUAUUGAAUGGUGAGCUCUACAUUAACCAUAUGCGUUUCUGAUAUACGUUAUAUUUAUUAUUUUAAUUGAGCAACGAAACUUCUGUUUAGAGUGAGGCAAGUUUUAAUAGGUUCUUGGUUCUAAUGAGGGAUCUGAUCAUUAAAAUCCAACCCUUACAAAUUUGCUCUAUGGUAAUAGCGCCCAACUAGUAUCUCGGAUGUACAGGUUCAGAACCUUUCGAAGCCUAGAUUUUCCUGUCAGGACAUUUAUCUGUGAAGAUUAAAUUCCCACGUCAAGGUGCUGUGAGAAAUGAACCGUGAAAAAAGAGCGAGUCCUUUUUGAAUUUGUUUGUGUUCACAUGCACUGAGUUAUGUUUUAUAUUAUUUGAAGUCUCUUAAUUAACGGUGCAUCUUUGAAACUACUACUUAAGAUGAAACCAUAAUGCGUCGAUCAAGUCGAAGUUUCGACAUUCCCCACCCUCCCCCCUGAGCAACCCCCAGGUAUUUGAACUUUUGAGGAUGGGUUUGUUUCAAUUCCAGCCCCCGGGGCUGAAAUUUUGUUCAAAUACCCCAAUUUUUUUGUAAAUAUCGAAAAUGGCUUUACAUUUGUUGUAACCUUCAAUCACGGUACAUAUCUCAAAGUACAUCUCUACCUUUUUUUCCCAAUUAGGAUCAAUCUCAGUGUUCUAUUCUGAUACUCAAGAUUCUGCAAGAACUUUUUCAGCUCUGUAUCCUGAUCUUAGCAGUGGUAGCGCUUUGGGUGAGUUUAAAUGGGAUAAUCGCUUUUUUUUAUAUUUUUAAUAUUUUUGCAUCGAAAAAUCCAAAACCUAAGUAGUUACGUUGGUUAAUCAAAUCAAAAGAAAAUACGCCAAAAAGCAAAUAAGAUCCUAAGUAAAUUCGCGAAUGACUCCAGCGCGCGCAAGCACGAGGGUCCAAGUCCCGACUGGUUUUGGCAUUUGAUUGGUUGAGAGGGUGAGGCGGGUACAUUUGACCAAUCACAGGGUGCAGUGUAGCAAACCCAUCCAAUCCUGUAUUACUUUCGAGUUAAGACGGCUUAGUUCUGUGCCUCAAUUACUGAAAUUUGUCACGGUGAUUACAAACCCUUGUAGUAGUACCAUAUUGAGUCUUAUUCAACGCAAGCCAAAUAUUUCCGACUCCCCUUAGAAGGAAUUGAGGAAAGUUACAAUUCGCGAAUAAUUCGGGCGAUUAAUUCACGAUUUUAUUUGCAUUUUAGGUUACGCCGUUGGAAUUGGAAAUUUCAAAUCUCAAAAUAAGAGAAGAGAAGGUAUGAAGUUCCAUCACAUAUGAAAGUCUGUUGAAUGCCUUCUUGUUAAACCGGUGACACACACUGGCGAAAACACUGCCAAUUAGAAACAUGAUCUAACUUUUGCUUGUUUUCUUGUUUUUAUUUUCAUUCAUAAUCCAGAGUUUCUGGCGAGUUCGACGCGAGCUAAUAAUCUCCUGGGAAAGGUACAGAACAUUAAGUAUCUUUUUAAUAAUUAGUAUAAAAGUCCUAUCGUCAAGAAUUGAACAGCUAAUUUUGAAUAAAGCACAGAUCCCAUCGUAACUAAAGGAAGAUGCGGUUUUCUUUAUUUGAUCGGCACGUGCUGCGCAUUUUUUACGACCCGUUUUUUCCGCGCUUGACUUAGGUUGCAUACUGUCGCUUCGAUUCCUGACUGGCGCGUUAAGGCAUGUGAGUUCACUGUAGUUUAUCACGGUUUCUGUGUUGGCGGAACUGUGGAUAUAUUUUUUUUUCCGAUUUUCUCUUCUACUUUGGUAAUCUAAUCACAGUUUUAAACAGAGGGGACGACAGACAUUCACGUCUAUGUGAUUUUAUGGUUUUUUUUGUUUUUUAUCAGGUUGUAGCAUUUGAUGUGAACACGGACAACUUUGAUACGUCCGUCAGCUUUACUCUUCCUUUGCCCACAACUGCUCAGGUACUCAUCACCGCCAACAAAAGAGAAUACAAUUAAUUUAAAAAUCAAUGCUAUAAAAUCGCUCGCGCGCGAUUGGUGUAAGUUAAACCCAAUCAUUAGACUAAAUAUGCCCCAUGUACGACGAUGGAGUACAUAGGACAUACACAUGGGUGAUAUCCCAACUUGAAUCUUAAAAACCUUUCCUCCGAUAAGUGAAAGUCUCCGUGUCGAAUUAUAUUCAACACAUUUGGGAGAUUUUAACUGUGCAAAGUUUUCGCACGCAGUUGAGUGUAUGAGAAACAUGUACGGAAAGAAAAAAUUCUGCGGGGCGAAAGAUUCAUUGCAUUGCUUAAAUUGAAUGGAAAGAAAAAUUUAAAAACGAUAACCGAGUCGUUACAUCACAUUUAAAGUUAAUGAAAUGAUACGGAUUCAAUCACGGACGGUAGAAUCUCUAAGGCAGAUCAUCACCUUGCCCUAAGAUCUAAAACACAGCUUCCUUUUAUUUUCUUAAUUUAGCUGAUUGUCUCAUCUUUCUAUUUGUUCUGUUUUGUUUCGUAGUUGGGAAGCAAUUUUGGUCAAUGCCUUUGUGUUGUGGACUUAAACAAUGACGGGUAAGGAAUGUUCUUGUCAGGUGAAUUCAUUCUUCGAUUAAGCCGAUAAAGCCAUAACAAUCAAUUCUGAUUUAAUUUUUUGCAGUUUUUCCGACUUGUUGGUAGGUGCUCCUUAUUACAGGCACAGUGAAUACGGAGAUGAAGGAAGAGUUUAUACGUACAUGAAUAGCGGAAAGGUAAUUUUUAAACGUAAUAUUUGCGUGACAGCGGUCGUUGAUUGAAAUUUUGAUCUACUUGCGCAUGCUCUACAUUUGACAGCUGAGUCAUCGAAUUGUGAUGUAAUCAAUUUGUUUGUGUUUCAGACCCCUGGGACUCUUAAUCAUAAGGAAUCCAUGACACUGGAUGGGAGAAAAACGAUGAGAUCUCUUUUUGGGUACGCGAUGGCUGUCGCCGGAGACUUAAACAGGGAUGGAUUUACAGGUAGACGGCAAAAACUUUCUUUACUGGAGAGGAAAUCGAAUGUUACUAAAAACAGAAAUGGGAAGCGGGGAAAGGGAGUCUGGAACCGAAAAUACAGCGACAAUCUACAUCAAAAUUCUAAAUGGCGGAUGACAACAUGGAAAAAGAGUCUGAGCUAUAGUUUCAGGCACGCACUUUUUGAAGUAGGUCGUGAGAACAUUCGGCGUGGAUAAUAAAUGAAGAUUUUGAUGAAGGGUUUUUGACUUGAUCUUUGACUUCAAAAUUUUAGUUUACCCUGAUAUAAAUUGCAAGCGCGAUAGAAAUUUUGUUACUCGGAGUAACGUUCAGCGGAAAUCCUCGGCCGAUAUUACUUGUGCUUCUACGCCACAUAGAAACGGUUUUUUUUUAGUCUAGGUGGCGGUCGCAGAUUCAAAUAUUCACCACAGUGGAACAAAAAUUACCUCAUUUUGAUUCUGUGUUGAAUUUCACUCCUAUUUUGUCUUGUAAGAUGUUUCUUAAUUUUCAACCCAACAAGAAAAAGAUUUGGAUUUGUAAGAUAUAUUUUGGAUUCACAUGAAACAACCUUUUAACCUUAUUUUUUUCCAUCUCCUUUUCAAAAACAGAUGUUGCAAUAAGUGCACCGUAUGGCGGUAAAGAUCGAGGAGGUGUUGUAUUUAUCUACUUCGGCACGAAAGAUGGCAUUGAAAGUUCGUUUAGACAGGUAAAUUAUUUUAACAGCGUCUUACCAUAGGUCAUAAAAAAAAACAGUACCGAAUGUUGCAUCUAUUUUAUUGAAUUACUAUUUUCACUCAACGCAGGCAAUUGAGGCAUCCGACAUUUCUGUUGGAGUGAAGACGUUUGGAUUUUCUCUGGCGGGUAAUGUUGAUGUGGAUAACAAUGGCUAUCCAGGUCAGUCGGAUCGCGUGAAUUUGCCCAUUUGAGCAUUUUAUUGAUGUCCUCUGAUAAAUAAAAAACGCCAGAUUUUCUUGUACACCGGGGCGGUGGGACUUUCAUUUGGUGGGACAGGGAAGGCAAAAAAUCGUGACGCAGCAAUAGAGUAAACUAUGAGAACAGUGACUGUGCAUGUGAGAUUUUAGGACGUCAUAGAUUCCUUAACUGUUUUAUUUAGAACAGAAUGAGAAUCUCACGGGCAAGGUUUUCCUAUAAUUCUUUAAGAGUCACCAUAUAUAACUACUUUUAAAAAGGAAUGCCAGUAGACCAUAGUAAAACUAACUACACGUACCUAGAAGCCCGCCAUGUACUUAGAAGUCCAAUGAAAAUUUUUGUAGUUCUCCAUAUGUAAGCACAAACAGGAGAGCUGGUGACGAGUGUUCUUCUGUCUUAUGAUGACCAACCUGACUCGAAUAUUCUACCUCACAACGUGCUUCUCACCAUUUUUGUUAAUGUUCCGUUCUCUGCACAGAUCUCGCUGUCGGUGCUUAUUCUUCAGACAGAGCUUUCCUUCUAAGGUAAAACUAAACGGAUUUCAUUUCCAUAUCUCAAGAAUCUCAAAAAGUGUAUAUCUUGAUCAAUGGAAUGCCAAACCAACACCUGUCGUGCGAGGCCUGCAGAACACGCGUAAUUUUUUUGCGUCUUUAACACAAAUACAGGCAACUUUUUUUUUCGCGCUCCUGUCAUUGUGCAAUUGAAACUUGAUCUGCAAAAAAAAUCGUAAAAGAUAAGAAAACUUUCAAAAUAUUCAGUUAUUGCACUGUAUAAUUAAAUUUAAUACCAAAGAUCUAAAUCUUUUUACUCGAUAGAUCACGACCAAUUGUAGAGAUGGAAGGUGAACUUAAACUGAGUGUGACUCAAAUUUCACUGGAAGACAAUAAAACCGUGCAGCUAGCAGCAGACGGCGUGUCACGAAAAAGGUACUUUUUCACCAGGGGAGGGUGUGUUGGAGGUUGGGCUCGUUGAGAAUUGUUGUUGACUAAAAUAAAAGCCUUAAAUAAUUUUACUCGAGAGUGGCCAAACGCCGGAGAGAAAAGGAAACAAAGAGGGCCGCGGAUGGAAAAGAUUAAACAUGGAAUUGAAAUCAGCAAUUUGAAAUAUGGAACUGAGCUUAUUAUUUAAUGGUUUCUCUGACGUUUCCUCUUCAGUCGACAAGGAAUUCGAUAGAAAUAACUUGAAAAUACAAUUGCGAAAAAAAUCUUUACCUUAAUUUGACUUUUUUGGUUGCAGUAUCAAUGUGACUGUUUGCUUGAAAUACAAGAAUCAAAUGCCGUCCCUUGGUAGGUUAUCUCAUCGUUUCUUUCUGUUUGUAUGUGUACAACUAAACUUGUCUGUCUAUCUGUCCGUCUUCCUUGGUUCUUGCCUGAUUCAGUUCUUCCCUGGCAGUCUGUCUGUCGGUUUGUCCAUCUGUUUUUGUUUUUUAGUCUGUCUGUCUGACUGUAUGUUUGGCUCUCUCACGGUCUGUCUCUCUCUCUCCUGAGUCUGUCUGUCUACCUGUCCUCUCUCUUCUCGUUCAAGUUCCUGAAGUUUCUUUGCAUUUAGAUCAUACUUCUAUGGUUUAUGGGUAAUUGUGUAGAACAGCUCCCUGAAAUAAGCUGUGAGCCGACUAUCGGCAAAGUGUCAGCCUACAGAUGACCGACUGUUCACCGAAACGCUACCGACGCGCUACCGACACGCUACCGACAACUGAGGUUAUCAGUUAACCAUUACAUAAAUUGUAUUUGUACUUUUACAGCAAUAUACCUAAAUUAACUUACUCUGCAUACAUUUGGUCACUUUUGGAAUGGAUUGAUACCACAAUAUUUCGGCUUGGAUAUCUCGAGUGACAGAUAACCGACUGGCCACCGACAAGUUAUUAGUUAGCCAGCAAAAAUUCUAUCUGUUCUUUUACAGCAUUAUAACCGAAAAUUAAUUGACUCUGCAUACGUUGAGUCACUUUUAAAAUGAUUUUAUUACAGAUUUAUCCAUCACCUUGUUAAAGACAAUUUCAUUUUUUCGUUCUAUAUCAAAUCAGGUCAGCCAAACGUCUCAUUCUCAGUCGAACUUGACAAAGAUCGCUUCACAGACGGUUUCGAUCUUCGCCGGAUGUUCUUCUUCCAAGAAGGCAAAACUACAUUCUCUAUCGCACGGCAUGUAGUAUUAACGAAGCAGAAUGAAUGGCAUUGCCAGUUAGUUGACACAGCAUACCUCAGGGUACGUUUUCUAAGAUCAAGUUGACUUCUUAAUUAAGCAUUAAAGUGGUUAUAUGAUUGAGUGCCAAAUCUUAGGUAAUUACCGCAGCGCGUCAUAAGAAAAGUGGACAACACAAGGAAACAAUGAAGCGCGAAUGAAACCAAAAUAUCAACCAGUUUUGCAUCUGGUUAGUUUACUGUAUGACGUCAGUAGCAUGGUGAAAUAAACCAUCAAGUGCAAUCCUGGAUUAUUUUAUUCAGUUGCUUUCACAAGUUUGUAGCGAUCAUCCCUUUUUUAUGGCUUAAAACUCAAAGUGAUUUUUUUUGGAGCUGCCUGAAAUUCUCUUCCUUUUGACGCUCACCAGUUCUUGGCAAUUUAUGACUUUUUUAUCUUUAAUGAACUCACUAGUUAACCCCCCUUGCUGAGUUAAUUCUUACUCAUAAUGUAAUUAAAAACAAGCUUUAUUUUUUCCUCAGGAAAAGGACCAACUCCAGGACGUGUUUGAUCCUUUAACAUUUGAUCUGACCUACGAUCUUUCUCAGUCACCGUCCUGUACACUUUGUCCGAUUUUGAACGACCACAAUGACAUUGCUCAGCGGUCUUUUAGAGCCACAGUAAGUGUAUGAAAAAGAAAACCAUAUAUGUUUCAGCCUGGCAUUUAUUUGCAGCCGCGCUGUUUCUAUGUUAAGUAACGUUUAUUAUUUUUAACUUUUUACAGGUAGGCUUUGUCAAGCAAUGUGGAAACGACAAAAUCUGUCAACCAGACUUAGCUAUCAAAGGAUCACUGAUAUACGGCGACGGGUGAGUUUUAUAUCGACCUUACCAUUUGGAUUCUUCUUACUGUCUGUCAUACGCUAUUUAAGGUUAUGACAAUAGGGUUUUUAAUUAUUACACCAGACAUCUUUUUUUUCCAUAUUCGCUAUUUGUCUCAUAAUAUCACACAAAUUAUCAAAAUUUAAAAACAUGGCCACCAGACGAAAAAAAAAUUUCAAUUUUAGUCUCACUGAUACUUACUCUCUCCAUUUUGGAUCGGUUUGUCCCCCGCUAAGACGAGACUGAUAAAAUAUUUCUCAUUUUCCAAGAAGAAAUCUUUAUCUUUGAUUCCAUGAGGAUUGCUUAGUUGUAAUGUAAUGAACUGGAUAAAACACGUGCUAUGAUUGGUUAAAAUGAAGCAAGUAUUAUCUUAUUAUCAUUGCACUAUCUUAUCACAGGAAGCAAAACGAGCUUCUGAUUGGGGAUGUCAAAACACUUACUGUCCGGGUAGAGGUAGAGAACAAAGCACAGGACGCAGCCUACCCUGGAAAGGUCAUGGUGACAUAUCCAUCCCUCAUCGACUACGCUUACAGUGAGGUUCGUCCUUAUGUAAAAUGGAAAAGUUUUAAGUAUGCUCAAUGGAAAACGUCGACCGCUCGAAGCAUCGUCGAGUAAUGCUCGGAUUGCUUUGCUAUUAUUUUGUAAUGAAAAUUACAUAUAGCUUAAGUUUUCGCGAAUAUGAGAGUUAUCGUACUGGCUUGUUCGUCUUGGCGUCCCUUAAUAACGGGUUUCUUCAAAUCGAUAACGUUUUAAAACUGCUGGUAUCAUUUGUCAGGCCUCGGCCAGGGGGAAACAGUGGGAUACAGACGUGCCCAGUUGUUUCCUCGUGAGAAAUCAGCGUACCUUUAUAUUGUAAACGGUUUGAUACCAAAUGCUGAAAAUUCACAGAAUUGUAACAAUACCAAAGAUUAAGUGGAAGGAUAUAAUUUAUAACCAUAUUGCGUUGAGAAAUCUCCUAUACUUGAGUAGAGAAUACAACAGACACCAAAAUAACUAAAACUUCUUGAUCGGUCUAAUUUAUUUUUGUUUACUUGUUUGCUAGGUUUAGAGUGUAAACGAUUUGUUUGUUUUAUUUUGUUUUUGUUUUGUGCUUGCCUUUGUUUUCGGUUUUUUUUUAAACAUAAUCUUCCUUGAUUCUUUUGGCAGGAUGUAUCCUGUUCAACAAAGUUGUUGGAGGACGGCAACAGGCAAGCAGAGUGCGCCAUUGGAAAUCCUUUCAGGGGGAAUACCAAGGUAAACAAAGUGAAAAAAAAGAACAUGUUCGGAAUGAUCUCUCUAACUCUCAUGUACACGAAUGACGUCUUGAAAGUCGUAAGAGAAAAGUACGUCUCUCCUAAAGUGCACGAGAGAAAAAUAUCUCUCCUUCUUUACUGACGUCGUGGUUUAUCCAAAAUUAAACCCGCUUAGUUUCUCUGGUUGACCUUUUCAUUCAUUCAUUUCUAACCGAUGAAGGUUCUCUUUAUUUUUUAUUUAUUUAUUUAUUUUAUUUAUAUGUUUUUCUACAUCACUAUAAAAAAAUUUUGGCUAAAGCCUUAGACAUCUAUUGCGGUUUCACUUGACCAGAACUUGAAUUACAGCUGCACAAGCCUUAAGUAGCCACAAGCUAAUAAAGAGAAAGACACUUUUUUUUGCAUUCUUCAAUUAUUAAGUUACGUAUUAGUCAAAUUGCCCCAAGACGUAUGUUUGGGGUCCAGUAUUAACAUUUUUUUAAAUGGAGAGUUAUUCUGUCAAGCAUUAUUUUCAUUUUAUUUUCAAACAAAUAGAAACAGUUCGAUGUCAUAUUCAACGCCCAAAGAAUCACGGGAAACAUAACUCAGUUUAGUAUUCAUCUUGAGGCUACAAGGUGAGUACUUUAACAUGCGGAAAAGCAAUUGAACUGUAUGUAACUAAUACAAACCAGGGCUUUUUUGUCAAAGAAGAGGGUAUACAUUAUGUUAACGGAUCCUAAUCACCUAUAAACAACAUCAUCAGCGCUUCCAUUUUUUUCUACUUUACAAAAUUUCGUCGAUAGCCAAAAAGAAAUAUUUGAGGUUUCCCAGACGUCAACAAAAUUUGAAGCGUGGUUGACUACGAUUCUUUGAUAAUGAAUUUCUUAUUUUCAUAUUCUUAGUGGUCUCAGUGAAGACGUGGACAAAUCUAAUAACAAAGAAAGUCUCCAAGUUCCUGUCAAAUUUGAAGCAGAUCUUAGUAUUGUUGGGUAAGUGUUACAUUUUACCAUUCUCCGCUCUCAAAAUUUACGAGAGAUUAAGCAUCAGCUUGGUCUGUUCCAACCAUUCUCAUAUGUCACUUUUUUUUUUUAGACCAUGCGAUCAUUUUUUGUUGUUGUUGUUUUGUUUUUACAUUGAAAGUAGGCUUGACCCAGAAUUUAAUAAAAUUGGUUUAUCAGAAAAAGAAACUUAACUUGGAAGUACGACAUGCACUGUAAGACUACAAGUCAACUGCUGCGUUUCCGAUAAAAACUACCUGAAAAUCUCCUCUGCGACCAAGCUUGAAGAGUUGCGGCUUAACUGUUGACCAUGGGAACUUCAUAAAAUGUAAAAUAUCUGACCACCGAUCGUCUCCCAAAUGUAGGUAAAAGGCUUACAUUUCUUUUUUUCCCUUCAGAUUUUCUAAUCCAGAUCAAGUGGUAUACAAGGAUAAAGUUUCUGAGGUCAAGAACGCUUUUGAUAUUGGACCUUCAGUAAAGCAGACCAUAACAGUAAGUCGCUGACUUUUCGUUUCUCUUCUUUUUCACUGUGGGAAGUUUGAAAACUUGAUAAUAACAAUGAUGAAAAUGUAAGUAAUAAUGAUAAUGAAAAUUAUCAUUUGAAUUAUAAUUAUAAUAAUGAUAAGAAGGCUAUUAUUAUUACCGCUGGUCAACAGUGCUCACAUUCGUGAUUCCUCUAUCACUUCCUGGUUACCACAGAUGCCUAGUCUCGCUACUUGAGUCAUUUUUCAUUCCAAAUGAAAAUUACUACAGGAAUGCUUUACUUUUACCACAGUACCCCCUGUGAUUGGUAAAACAAAAUCGUGCCAUCUUCUAUCACAACCAAUCAGCUGCAAAACCAAUUGCAACUUGAUCACUCACGAUUCCCGUCAAACAUAUUUUCUAUUUCCCCCCACAAACGUGCGCAUGCGUGAUUGGUCGUUUUAAAAUCUCGCUGGCUGGAGAGGCUCACAGUCGGUAAGCUUUCUAUCGCAACUGCCCCUUUAAAACCUGUUUGAACCUGUUUUUACAUUCUAGGUAAGGAACAACGGUCCCAGUCCUAUCGAAUAUGCAGAGGUUACAAUUGAGGUUCCAUUUAAGUAUAACAAGGAGGAAGGUCCAAACUACUUGCUGUAUUUGAUGGGAGUAGACGUAAGUCAAAGUCAUUUUGAUCGAAAUAUCCUCGUGACGUUUUGUAAACUGCUGAACUCGUCGUUGUUCUUCGGAAACUUUCGGAAGGAUAACCUUCGGAAGUAAUUUUGCCAAGAAUUUGGUCCGAGUUCGUUCAAGAUUCUUAUUUUUUAUUUCACUACAUCAAUAGGUUCUCGGAAAUGCAGGAAGUUGUAAUGUGAAGAGCAAUCCUUUAAAUCUUCAGGUGAGUUGUAUUUAGAGAUUUAUAUAGCUUGCAAGCAGUUCUUCAUUAUCACUGCUUCGGCGCAAGCUUCUUCGCCCGCGGGAAAGAAAUGAGACCGUGAGCAACGCCAGCCACCGAGAGGUCUGGAAAGGAUCUAGCACUGAUAAUUAGUGCCAGACUCCUAGAAAAUCUUCACGCGGGCGGAGAAACUGUUUUGGUCUGCUCGUGGGCUUUUCUUUAUAAGACUGUGGGUUCUAAUGGUACAAAAGAAUAAAAAAAUCAAAAGUGAAUGCUUCAGUAUGAAAGCGGAAUACAACAGCUUUUUUUUUUACUACAAUGCAUGCUUUACUUAAAGCAAGUGACCCUAAUUCUCGAUUAAAUUUCAUUUUUUUUUUCCUCCCCAGCUGAAUACUAACAACAGUCAACGUGAACAAGAGUCCAGUUCUUCAAAAGUAAGAAGGCGGAGAGAAGUAGCACAGACAAACGAAGAACUGGUAAGAAACAUGAUUUUUUAUGUUCCAGUGCAAAAAUAGAAAGCAUGUAAGAAAAAUCGCUGUCUUUUUUAAACGAAAAGUGGAGCUUAAACCACAGUUUUUGAGAUAAAGAGUACAAAGUCGGCACCAAACGUGGGAAACCUCGCUUUCAAAUUUUAUGAAAAAGUAGAGAGCUUUGCAAAUGUUAAACCACGGCACUCAACAACACUUAGGAAAGUCAUUGUAAAUUACCAGUUUGUUUUCAAUAUUUCAAUAACAAAAUAAUUUUUGCAAAAUUAUCGUAAAAUUGUUAAAUGCAGCACUUGUGGAAAUUACUUUUCAGCCAUGCAAAUCUGAUAACGCCAUGACGUGCCUAAGGGUUCCUUGCGUCUUGGGAAGAAUGAAGAAAGGGGAUGAUGUGAAGAUACAGAUAAGGUCCCGGCUCUGGCAGAAUACUCUCAUUAAGGUACUUUUUAAUUGAGAGGCGCCUUUCAAUGCUUUCGGUUCCAAAAGACUUCUUGUUUUUGAAUACUGAAGUAUUUCUUUGCUCAUAGACGAACGCUGGCUCGAUGAACCUUACAACGACGGCUCAAGUGACUCCUCCAACUGGUGUUAAAGAACCAAAAACUACAGAUAACAUUGUUACGGUUUGUGCCAACUGCUUUUUCUUUUUUUUUUUUUUUUUCCAAAAUUUUUGUACAUUCUUUAACGACCCGUCUUUUCAUAUUCAUUCCUGACGAGAGCCCCCGGUUUCCUAGCUACCCUGGGUUUGGCGAUGUCAUGCCGGGGACAAAAUGACGAAAUUUAACUAAAUUUAAAUGCCUUUUAAAAAAAAAAAACAUAGCGAAAUCGAAAGACUUCUUUUUCACUAUAUGUUACUGCAAUGGUCAGAAAUCCUCUUCUUCCUCCAGAUGUCUGUUUUUAUCUAAAGAGCACCUGUCAUGAUCAAAACUACCUUUCAUCUUUGUCAUUCAUUUAGGUGAUGUUUUUCAUUAAAACUGUUUAAAAAAAAUCGACCUUGGCAAAGUUGGCAUUAUUUAUCUAUGUUGUCAUCUUUGUGUUGUCUUGCAUUUCUUUGGGGAAACAGUUUACAGGAGAAAAUUCGUUUGAAUCCCUGUCGAUAGUUUGAGCUUUGAAACGCGUAAAUCAGAGGGUUGCAAAAUGAAUUGGCGAUCAGAAGAAACCGAACGGUUUUAUGAAUUAAAAACAGGCGAGGGCGGUCACUUGCAGCGGUCUCUUUGUCGAUAGUGGUUAGAUAUAUAAAGAAUAAAGAAAAUGGCAAAGUGCAAACGCAAAAUAGGAGCAUAACCCACAAAAGAAGCUUAAAGAGCUGCCUUUUUGAGCGUCGUUCUGCCAACGCUUGACUGCCCGAACCUUGCAAAGCUGCUGCACAUAUUGUAUGCGUGAUGAAAAAUCCACGGAAAAGUUCGAAAUAGCAGAAAAUUACAAGGAUGGUUGGAAAAAUUCCAAAGACAAUAGAAGUAAACGUUAUAAAGCCUUCGUGAUGAUAAUAUUCGUCAAUUCUCCAAGGUCGUUUGCACGGAUAGCCUGAGUGAGGAUUUGAGUCCACAGUAUUUGAUAAUAAGUCAGGAACGCAGGAUGAGACGGACAGUAUCCACAAUAAGGCAACCACGUAAGGAAGUCGGUUUUUAGUUAGUCUUAAACCAAUUUCGAAGGGUCUGACAAGCGCCAAGUAUCUUUCCACAGCUAUUGUGCUAACUGUCAAGGCGGCAGCGUUCAUCGUCAUCGGAACAAAUGCAUUUCCCGCGAAGACUUUACAGACAAAAUCUCCAAUUGUUUUAUCAAAAUGCACUUUGGUAAGAAGAUAGUCGUAGCUACCAGGACAUAGAAUCAAAGUCAGUAGAUCGGCGAUGGCCAAAUUUAGCAGGAGAUAGUUUGUUGUGGUGUGCAUUGAAGGUGUCUUUCGAACAAUGGUGAUUAUAACACAGUUAGCGGGAAUGCCGAUGGCAAUGAUCAUGGAGUACAAGACUGCGAAAGCCACAUCGUGAUCGGACAAAGAAAUUGAACUGUUGUCAAAAGGUACCGUGUUGUUAAAUGCCAUAGGAUAGUUUAAAGAGGAACGGUUCAGAAAAAAACCUUACCUCAAGUUCGCUAGUUCUGUCUUUUGCUUACUGAGUUGGAGUUGCUUUUGAAUUGUAUACUACGUCAAUAUUAAUAUUUCAUCACUGUGACAAUUAUGCAAGAUCAUCCAAAGAAAAUUCAGGCAAUGAAGGGAAGUUAUAAGGAUUCUGUUCGUGGUUGAAGUCCUUUACCAAGAAGAAUUUUUGAUCAGUAUAGCACGCUUCUGUUCUCUAGCAAGACACGACGGUAUUCUGCAAAGUCGUAAAUAGAUUAGCAUAUGAACGCAGCUGCUCUCUUUCCGUUCUUGAGUGGCUCACGUACGUUAUUGACGUUUUAUCGAUCAUCUUUUUCUUUGCUAGUGGUAGGUUUGAAAAAUGAUCAGGAAAUGGUAUGCCUUAUGACUUUUAUAUCUCAUUUCCGAUAAAAUUCUGAAGUUAAUGCAUACUUUUUGAUGUGACGUCUUCAUCGAUUUUUCUGACUUCGCUAAAGAUUAUAUUAACUACCAUUACCGAUUUUGAAAAGCAUUGCCACCAAAUAAUCUUACAUUACUUGCUUACAACGAGGUAUCUUAUAUUUUUCCCUUUCAUUUUGUGAAGCGAAAAGUCUUCGUCUUAGCUGCAUGCAGUGAUGGAAAUCCACUGAAUAUUCAGCCUCACGGACUUCCGUCAUGAUAGAAACUAUUAAUAUUGAUUUGAAAAUGAUGAGGAUCAUAUUGAGAAAGUCGUUUGUCAAUCUUGUUAAGCACAUGCUGCUAUUCACUGUCUCCUUCGCUCUUUGAAUCUUGGUUUUCCUCCCACGUUACGUUGCUACGUUCUUCAAUCCGUUUCUUUUUACCCACGUUCACCUGAUUGUCCAAGAGUGGUUGAGGACAAAAUUAACCAAAGCAGCUCGGUCAAAUUAAGUUUGCCUUUUUUUUCUGCCAAGAUGGCUCGUUACUUCCCAGGAUGCUCUUUGAGGGUUAUUGAAAUUUCCAUAGAAAUAUAAGAAAGAAGACGGCAAAUAGCACGGUUGUCAUCUUCAUUACGCAGGCUUUUUGAUAAGGAGUUGACUGUGUGGGAGAAUGAUUAAACAGGCCUCGCAGGCCCCAUUCAAACCAUCUUGAAGUUAAACUGGGCCAGCGUGAUUGAAUAUUGCUGAUAAAUAAAAAAUUAACUAAACCAACACUCUCUUGGUUCUUUCUUUUUUUAUCGUCUAUAAAACAUGUAAAUAUAUAGCUGUUUUUACGCCUAAGUUACUGUAUAGACUGCUGCAAACAUUUCUCAUGCAAAAAGGCGCGGGAACAUUUUAGACAAUCAUGUAGCUUCAUAGAGAGAGUCACAUAAUGAUUAUGCUAUACCAAUCCUCGGUUUCUUUCUCGAUCAAGAUGUAAAAGGUAAAUUUUAAUUGGCUGACGUGCUGGGAAAAUUGUUGCAAUAGGGCAAGUAGACGUUUUGCUGUUAUUUUUAUUGUUGCACCAAACUAUCCACCUUUUUCGAGAGUGAUAUCGCAUGAUGACAUUUAAAUAACCGCCAUGGGCUAGUUAUUUCAACUACAGAGAGGACAGAUAUCAUUCUUAAAUGGUUUCAUGGAGAUAGUUAUCAUUUCCUUUUGGGUAGUAUUGUGUUUGCCAACAACUUUGGUGCGAGAUCGAAGGAGAAAACUUUUGUAAAAGUAAAAAGAAGUUAUCAUUUGUAACGAAUUGAAAUCGAUAAAAGACUGGAGCACACAUUGUGAUAAUAGUGUACUCAGGGCCUGCUGGAGUAACAAGAGCCGUUUGUUUAUUUUUUUAACAGAUUCGACUGACUGCCAAUCCAAAGACUACGCCAAAAAGCGGCGGAGGAAAGGUGGCGGCCUGGAUCAUUAUCGUGUCUAUUUUAGGAGGACUUCUACUUUUCUGUCUGGUAGGAUUCGCCCUUUACAAGGUAAGUUGGAUAUCACGGUGUUUGCUUUCGCCGAAAUUUUUAUCACAAUGGGCGACAUCUUUGGAUAUGAUUUUCCAGAAAUUGUAGUAUCAGGCUUACAAAGCAGCAACUAAGAUAUAUUGCCCGGUUAUUUGGCCUCAUAAAUGGGGCAUAGGACACCGCAUCGACCGACCCUGGUUGGGAUAGUCCUUAAAACAACGCUGUAGUCACUGUUGGGUCUCUAGGAAAGAAACCUAAAUCUCUUCCCCCCCCCCUCCCCCCCUCCCCCAACAUGGGCGUAUACAGCGUCGAAUCCAGGAAGGAUAAGAAUGGGAUAGUGGGCACAAAAGAGAUUGAUUUGCUUUACCUGCCCCUCUCUCCCCCUCCCGUUCUUAUUGAGUUGACCACUCAAGCUGGUUUAAGUUAUCAUCAGUACACGUGAAAAGGUGAAUCUCCCCUUAGACAGCAACACGAUGAUUACCUCUGAAAGCACUGCAUUCUGACUAGUUCUAAACAAUUUGAGAUCAGCACGCUUAGCAUUUAUUCUGGCUCCCACUUUCAAUUCUGUAACGGUAUAGUCAAUAUUCGUUGUUAAAAGAUUUCUUUUUUCCUUUUUUUUUUUUUUUUUUUUUUUCCCUGACAGUUUGGCUUCUUUAAACGAAAACGCUUUAACAAGGAUGAAGUAGCCGAGGAGGAAUUGACGCCCAUGAGGACACUGGAACCAAGUUCAGAUAGCAACGGCAAAUCUGGCCCAGUCCGUGUUUAAGUCCAAGCCGAGCUUUAGACAGCAGAAAUGGCUGUCUAGAUAACCGUCUUUUGAUUGGAUUUACAACAAGCAGAAAGAACGAACUAGCCUUACAUCAACUUUAAUCUGUGACAUUUAGAAAAAAAAUAGUUCGAGAAUAUUUAAUUACAAGAUGUAAAGUUUUAAAUUGAGAUGAGCGGAUUUACCGCAUCACCCAAACAUGCAAGCUCAGUCUUUGGUCAUAAGUGUUUCGGCGCGCCCACGAUCCUCUCCAGGCCACCGUUAUUUCAAAAGUUAGGCAUGUGCAAUUGGAUCAAUUAAAGCCAGCAGAGCCCUAAUUUCUAGGGCUGAAUUUUCUAUUAGAAACUGACGAAAUUACCGAAACUUGAGUAUUACCAAAACGGAUGUACGUUUAAAAACACUGAUUAAUACUGUGGGUUUCCGGCGUGUUUUGCUUUUUCUUUUUCGAUAUCAGUCACAAUUGGAUACCUCUUGGUAUCUUGGAUUUCAACUUUUGCACCAGCGCAGACGUUUGGCCGCUGUGAUACCGGGGUGUGGACAGGAAUGCAGGUGCACCUGAACAACCAAAGCUGAAAAUUGAGUCAACAAAACAUUCCGUGAUCGCUAGUUUACUAAAUGCUGAUAAUAUCAACUUAAAGUAUUUUUCUUAAGACCUCAGUUUCAUACUGUUGAAUAACUAAUAAUAAUUUUGAAAUUUCAAGUUAGGUCGUCAUGUUCUUACUAGGAAAAAUGACUCCAUUUUCAAUUUGCAAUUAGAGUUUCAAUGAAGCCCAUAUGUCUAUUUUUUAAUACUUUGGGAAAAAGAAAAGUCUUCAAUAGACUCAAAGUAUUCGAUGUAAAGCAUAAUAAUAGUUUUCUUGAAAUAGACUGUACAUAGUUAGAAAUGGG
Pocillopora meandrina is the source of this 19953-nucleotide messenger RNA. NCBI's taxonomy places the organism in Eukaryota, Metazoa, Cnidaria, Anthozoa, Scleractinia, Pocilloporidae. The record is from the annotation of a GenBank genome assembly.